This is a messenger RNA of Meloidogyne enterolobii, 321 nucleotides long. The record is from the annotation of a GenBank genome assembly. Lineage: Eukaryota; Metazoa; Nematoda; Chromadorea; Rhabditida; Meloidogynidae.
UGAAUUAACAGCCGAAAUUAAAUUUAAACAAAUUCCAAAAUGGCAAUGUUUAAUGCCGAUUUUGUCACUUCAGGUUGUUCUUCAGCAAUACCUUCCCCUACUUCAUCACCUUCCUCCGCUAGGGCUUUAUCUGAGGGAAAUGCAGCAAAAAAGGGUAGAGGUAGUUCUACAAGCCAUUAUGAAAAUGUAGCUAGUAGUAUUGUUGGAAUUCGGGUUGGUAUUUUUAGACUCAAAUAUAAGAAGGGAUUUUAUGGCGUAGUAACAGUCAGAAAUAUGAAAAUGAAAUGUGUCUUAAUUAAAAAAUUAGAAUUUUUUAAUUAA